AUGAAAUUACCAUCAUCACCGUUGAUUGUGUAUUCAUUUAUUUAUUCGAUUUUGCUUUUACUAUCAACAAUUUUACAUUUUGUUUUGCUUUCAUUGAUUUCUUCACCAUUAUUACGUAUUUAUAUAAUCGACUUCAUUGUCACAUGUCUUCUAUUCUUAAUUGGUAACUUUAUUUUUUUAUCAAAUAAUAUUUAUGAUCUCCAUUGGCCAUUAAUUCCACUGAUAUCUUCAAUUUAUUUUCAUUUGACAUUAAAUUCCAUAGAAUUUUUACCAUUUAAAUGUCUUCCACUUUUUCUUCUCAUUUUUCUAUGGUCAAGUCAUUUGAUAUGGCAAACAAUAUCGUCAUCAGAUAAUAUUAAACAUGAAGAUUGGCGAUAUCAAAUGAUGAGAAAACAAUAUGGAAAUAAUUUUUUAAUAUUUGCAUUUUUUGCUUUACAUUUAUUACCAAUGUUUGAAGUAUUACUUGGUUCAUCAUCAAUAUAUUACAUCUAUACUUAUAAUAAUAUACAUAAAAAUUUAACAAUAGGUGAUAUUUUAUUAUUGUUAAUUAUUUUACUGGGUGUAUUAUUAGAAAAUUAUGCUGAUAAACAAUUAGCAGAAUUUCGAUGUCAUAGAAAAAAAUCAAGAGAACAUAAAUUUUCUGUUUUAUCAACUGGUCUUUGGAAAUACAGUCGUCAUCCAAAUUAUCUCGGUGAAAUUAUAUUUUGGUGGGGUUUAUUUUUUCUUGGUUAUUCUCAUAAUGCUCCAUUAUGGUGUGCAUUUGGUCCAUUACUUAUUACAUUAAUGAUGUAUUUCGGAUCCAUUCCAAUGAGUGAAGAACGAUUAUAUCGAAAAUAUCCCGAAUAUAAAUUUGUACAACGACGAGUAUCAAUACUCAUUCCAACAUUUGGUUUAUUAGGAUAA
This is a messenger RNA of Adineta steineri, 903 nucleotides long. NCBI's taxonomy places the organism in Eukaryota, Metazoa, Rotifera, Eurotatoria, Adinetida, Adinetidae. The record is from the annotation of a GenBank genome assembly.